Molecule: messenger RNA, 3549 nt
Organism: Gordionus sp. m RMFG-2023
Lineage: Eukaryota; Metazoa; Nematomorpha; Gordioida; Chordodea; Parachordodidae
Product: ER membrane protein complex subunit 1-like
Exons: 26
Coding region: 1-3189 (1062 amino acids)
Biological process (GO): protein folding in endoplasmic reticulum
Cellular component (GO): EMC complex
Source: RefSeq, a predicted model, not a curated record
AUGCAAGGCUCGAUAGGAAAUUUUGUAGAUGCAUUUAUACUAAGCUUGAUAUUAUACACUCAAUCAACAUUCACAUUAUAUGAAGAUCAAAUUGGGAAAUUUGAUUGGCAUCAAAAUUAUAUAGGAUUUGUAACACAUGUUUUUGUAGGAAAAGUUUUAGAUAGUAGUAAACACAUAAUACUUGCCACUGAACAAAAUAUAUUAGCAUCUUUAAAACUUGAAACAGGCGAAAUUGUUUGGAGACAUAUAUUAGAAAGUGGAAGAGAAGGUCAUAUUGAGGUUGGAUUUAUAAUAGAGAACAAAUUAAUAACACUGCUGAAUAAUUAUACAAUGAUUAGAGUAUGGAAUGUACUUACAAGUUUUAUGAUUGAAGAAAUAAUGAUUCAGAAUACAGCUAAUAAUAUCCAACAACUUCUUUAUGAUGAAAAUUCUGGCUAUAUUUUAUCCAAAAAAAUGGAAUCCAUUAUGUUACAUAGUAUACCUAGAUGGAAGCUUAUUUGGGAGACAACUUAUAAUAAAAAAUUUUAUGAUCCACAUUUAUAUAUUAACAGAAUAACAAAUAUGUUAAACAUAAUUGAUAUAUCUUUAGAAAAACAACUGUUAUCAUUUGUAUCAUUUAAUCUUAAAAAUGGAACAAUUAUAUCAGAACUAAUAUCAAUUGAUGAAAAUUUCUCCAAAUACACAAUUAUUAAAGAUGGGAUGUUUUUUAUUUGUUUGCUUGAUAACAAAAAAAUAUAUGUUUUCCAUUCACAAAUAAACAAUUUGAAAUACUUUUCUUACACGUUAGAACAAAAUAUCAUAUAUCCAUUGGAGACUAAAUUUGUGAUGAAAUUAUUCACACCUGUGUUGUCGCAUAUUUCUUUCAUUUUUAUACAUGAUCUAUCAAACAAAAUAUUUGAAAUCUAUCAAAUUAUACUUAAGAAGACACAGAGUCAUCAAUAUGACAUGUCUUUCAUGAAAAUUGGAGCUAUAUUAGAAAAUGUACAAUAUUUUUCCUUUAAUACGGACAAAUCGAAUCAAAUUUAUGUGUUUACUCUUUCACCUUCGAAAUCUGAAUUGAAGAAUCCUGAAGCUCUGGAAAACCAAAUUGUAGAAUUAAAUACCUACGUUUUAACUUACGAAAAAUGGGAUUCUACAUUGACUAAAAGGACAAAAGUACUCCUAUCCCUACCCAACCUAUCUAACAUCCUUUCGUUUUUGGUUACGAUUCCUACGGAUGAUUAUGAUACGCCUAGCAAAUACAGUGUGCUUAUUCGAUUAGAUGACUAUUCAUUAAUGUUGAUAUCCAAAGGUAAAAUUAAAUGGGUUAGAGAAGAGGCAUUGGCCUACAUCGAAAACAUUGAAAUGCUCGAUCUCCCCAUUGCUAAUAAGCACGCUUUAACAUCAGAACAAGGAUACCUCGAAUCAAGCGUGAAGCAUCCCUUCAUUCCUUUCAGAAUACUGUGCAGGAUCUACUACCAAGUAAUCGAAAUUUUUGACGAAAUAUCCAAAACCUUGUACGCUAUAUCUUCCUCCAAAUUGUACUCGAAUAUCAUUGCCGGUGGUGGUUUUACAGCUGAUUGGCUUACCAGAAAGCUUAAUAAGCAUAAGGAACAUCCCGUUUUUUCCCCAUACGUCAAAAAAGAUUUAAAGUUCGCCCAGUAUUUCCCUUCGGCAAAUGACAAACCCUUUAAUCUUUACCGGGACCAAUUUAACUUGAGAAAACUCAUCUUAGUUACUACUAAAAUAUCAAAAAUAUUUGCUCUGGAUAGCCAAACUGGUAAAAUACUAUAUUCAAUCCAGCUCAGAUAUAUGAUUCCAUUCCAGUAUGCUUUAAAUGUACCUGACCGGAAAAAUAUAAAAGGGGAUGAGGGCCAAUUUUUGUUUUAUCUACUCAGGAGCAGCUCUCACUUUCCUUCCAUGCCUAAAGCUAUCAUCAUAGGUCGAGAUUCAAAAAACAUUUCAACUCGUCUCGUGUGUUUUAAUCCUAUAUCAGGAUACAUAAUCGACGAUUUAUCUUUCGAUUUCGAUAUCAAACAAGCCAUGCAAUUAUCAGUUUCAUCAGUUGAGUCAGAAUUCGUUAAGCCUGUGAUAAUUUUGGAUGAGAAAUACAAAGUGCACGUAUAUCCACCCAAUCUAGUCAACUUCGUUAAAGAUUAUAUAGACAAAAUUUACAUUUACACGACCGAACCCUCGAAUGGUGUCAUAACCGGGUUUAAACUGGGCUCACCACAAAAAUCACACCUUAUAGAUGAAAUCGAGAAUCAAACCUCAUCGAUUAUUUUCGUUGCCUGGCCCAUAUGGAAUCUUAAUUUAUUUUUCUUUCCCGGUCAAAGGGUAUUAUCCAUAACGUCUAAAAAACCUAAUGAAAAAAUUGAUUCUCCUGGUAAGGUUUUAGACGAUAGAAACGUUAUGUACAAAUACAUAAACCCAAACUUAAUAGUUGUUGUAACAGAAUGCCCACUAGAUGUUUGUAAUACUGUCUACUUUGAUAUUUUCCUCGUGGAUUCAAUAAUAGGCAACGUAAUUUACAGUUCCCGUCACAAAAAGUGCAAGGGCCCGGUUUUAGUGAUAAAUUCUGAAAAUUGGAUUUUCUAUUCUUAUUACAGCGUUAAACAGCGCAGACGAGAAAUGUCUAUCAUAUAUUUGUACCAAGGAAAGCAGUUUUCCGAUUCUUCUAAACUUUCUUCAUCCAUACACGGCCCUCUCAACAGGUUCCCUUUGGUCGAAGCUCGAACCUUCAUUUUCCCGCUUCACUCAGACAUAACCUCUCUUACUACUACUUUUACCGAGCUUGGUCUCACCCAAAAGAAGAUCAUCAUGGCACUCGCUGAUGGGAAACUCUAUCAAUUUGGUCGCGAAAUUUUAGAUCAAAAAUUUUCCUAUCAAAAGACCAAAAUUUCUAAGAAGGUGAUAUUUUACGUGCCAGAAUUACCCUAUUUCACCCAACAAGUCAUGAAUUACAACCGAAGUCUUUUCAGGAUCAAAGGAUUCUACGUUUCGCCUUCUGGAUUGGAAUCAACUUCCCUAGUUUUCGCUUAUGGAUUAGAUUUGUACAAUACCCGGAUAGUUCCCUCUAAUCACUUCGACGUUUUAAAGGACGACUUUGAUUGUUGGAUUAUAAUAGCGGUUUUAUUAGCGUUAGCUUUAGCCUCUUACAUUACCCAAAAGCUGGCCGCCAGGAAGGAACUCAAUAUGGCCUGGGAAUAAAUCAACCAUUAAAUUCAUGUUCAAAUCGAUUUUCAUUAUAUCUUAACAUUAUGUCUCGUUUAAAAAUGUUUUUAAUUUUAGACAAAUUAUUCAAAAUAAAACGCUAUAUUUUUUUUAUAGCUUUCAAAUAAAUCCUAUUUUAUGUUUGAGAUUCUUGAGAUAAUUUAAUCUCAACAUCCUGACCCCCCCCCUACACAACCUUGCUUUUGAUUUAGUUAACAACAGGAGGUUACAUUUUAUAUUAAGUCUCCCAAUUUUUAAUUCCUCUAAUCCAUUUUUACUUAGCGAAAAUUUUAUCCUAUAUUUUUUUCAUAAUUUAUUUUUUAUAAAUUACAUCGAAAAUUUGCUCCAAUCAUUAAA